Molecule: messenger RNA, 1066 nt
Organism: Talaromyces proteolyticus
Lineage: Eukaryota; Fungi; Ascomycota; Eurotiomycetes; Eurotiales; Trichocomaceae
Product: class III chitinase ChiA2
Exons: 1
Coding region: 1-1026 (341 amino acids)
Biological process (GO): carbohydrate metabolic process
Cellular component (GO): extracellular region
Molecular function (GO): chitinase activity
Source: RefSeq, a predicted model, not a curated record
AUGCAUUACUCCACACUUGCUGGUCUGGGCCUCAUGGCCACCACUGCCCUGGCCUACCCUACCAUCCCCAGACACUCUUUCCGUCGCGACAACAGCACUUCGGGCGCUGAGACCGUUGUCUACUGGGGUCAAAAUGGUGGAAAUGCCGUUGAGAACAACGACCUCUCCACCUACUGUACCGCUGACUCUGGCAUUGACAUCCUUGUCCUCUCUUUCCUUUAUGAAUUUGGCAAUGGUGUCGAUACUCCCUCUGGUACCAUCGGCCAGUCUUGCUCCAUCGACACCUCCGGCAAAGGCAGCAACUGCGAUGACCUCGCCGCCGCCAUCAAGACAUGCCAAGGCAACGGCAAGAAGAUCAUCCUCUCUCUCGGUGGUGCUUCUGGCUCUUACUCUCUCUCCUCUCAGCAGGAGGCCGAGACCAUUGGCCAGAACCUCUGGGACUCCUACGGAAACAGCGGCAGCAGCAGCGCUCCUCGCCCAUUCGGUAGCACCUUCGUCAACGGCUUCGACUUUGAUCUUGAGGCCAACCCCGCUGGCACCAACACCAACUACCAAUACUUGAUCGCCAAGCUCCGUAGCAACUUCGCCAGCGACUCCGCCAACACCUACUACAUCACCGGUGCUCCUCAGUGCCCUAUCCCCGAGCCCAACAUGCAGGACGUCAUCACCACCAGCCAGUUCGACUACCUCUUCGUUCAGUUCUACAACAACCAGGGCUGCUCUACCAACACUGGUACCAACUACGCUGACUGGGUAAAGAACGUCCAGAACACUCCAUCUGCCAACGCUAAGAUCGUCAUCGGUGUCCCUGCCUCUGAGCUCGCCUCCAACGGUGCUCAGACCGGUGCCGUCUACUACCUUGCUCCUUCCGACCUGUCCACUCUCGUUGGAAAGUACAAGUCUGACUCUGCUUUCGGUGGUGUGAUGAUGUGGGAUGCUGGUUUCUCUGACGACAACACCAACAGCGGCUGCACUUACGCCCAGGAGGUUCACAGCAUCCUCACCACCGGCAGCCCUUGCUCUUAAGUGCUCUCGUUAAAACACUUCUUUGUAUAUAACUCUUUCC